This is a messenger RNA of Trichomonas vaginalis G3, 633 nucleotides long. RefSeq names its product sperm-tail PG-rich repeat-containing protein. The coding region runs from base 1 to 633 and encodes 210 amino acids. The transcript has a single exon. The record is from RefSeq and is a predicted model, not a curated record. NCBI's taxonomy places the organism in Eukaryota, Parabasalia, Trichomonadida, Trichomonadidae.
AUGGAAGUAUUUUCGAAUAUUUAUGUGAUUGGAGAUAGGACGCCUCUUCCAGGUCCAGCAGAUUAUACAGUAUCACGUGCCUUUACAGAUAAAAAGGGUAUUUCUAUUUCUCCCCGCUAUUCUUUUUCUACAUCUCGUCCAGACCCAUAUUUGGUAAAUUUAAAGAGUACAUUAGGUGAUGGUCCCAAAGUAACAAUUAGUCCACGAUAUAGAGAUCUCAGAAGAGAUGAUGUUCCUGGUCCAAACUAUACUCCUCCACCAUUUGGACAAGUUACAGGCAUAAGGUUCCCACGUGCGAAAUCUCCUCGUGCACCUAGAAAUCCGAAUCCAAGUCCACAAGACUAUCGUCCCAUAUAUGAAACAGAUGUCGGAAUUAGAAAAAACGUUAUGGCAACAAUUGGGACUGCAAGACGCCCAUCAAUAUUCAAUGGAGAUCCUUCAACACCUAGCGCAGGAAAUUAUAAUCCUAGAUUUAAAUAUAUUUACAACGAUUCUCCAAGAAUUUCGAUAGGACAUAAGUAUAAAGAGCGCAAGAAGGAUAGAACAGGUGAGUAUGUUGCUCCUCGAACAACUUUGAGUGCUAGAAGAUGCGAUUUUGGCCGAGGAUCCGGAAGAGUUCCUAUAAUGCAUUAA